AUGAAGUCGUCAGGCCAGGGGAAGAGGAAGGUGUUAGGGGUGUCUGUGAAAGGGAAUAAAGCCUCGGGAUCUCCGGAGAACUGUGGGAAGAGAAGCUAUAAACGUCGGGAAAAAACAGUUGAGGCUUGUGAAUCUUUCCUGCCUGAAAAACAAACAAGGGAGAAACCUUCUAGUAUCAUACAAUCAGGUGAUGAAAAACUCCUCCACAGAGAUCAGUCGAUCACAAAAACAACUGGAGUUCAGGACUCAAAGCUUCAAAACGGAAAUAACAGCACUCCAUCAAAGAUUAAAUUACAGCUUUUCCCCAUCAACUCUACAACACAGAUAAAGUUGGAGAAGGAUGGCCACAACCCUUUCUUGGAACUCACUCUGAGUCAUAAGAAGAAGAUACCAUCUAUAAUUAAGCACUUGAAUUCGAAAUGGGGAAGUUCUGAUGCAAAAGCAGAUGAGCUCAUGCUUUUCCCAUAUGAUGUGAGGUUGGAAAGGAUUAGGUCAUGUAGUCGAUGGACCUUAAAUUGUGCUGGUAUUACUGCUGGAGAGGUGCAUGCAGCUUUAGGAAGUCCAGCAAUUUUCCGCCUGAGGUAUGGCUGGUAUUCUGAUCUUCAGCUUGAGGCUUCUGGGAUUUCUUUUACAUCCAUGGUGGAGGAGCAGUUAGAAUCAAAAAGCUUUGGGGCAGAUUGCAAUGGUUUUUCAGGGAUAGCAUUAGAUCAAAAGAGCAAAUGUAGUAAUGCAGGUUGGGAUGGUAGAAAUUCUAUCAACAAACAUGAAAUAGAGAAUGUGAUGGAGUCGAGGCCACUCUCCACACCAGUGGAUGAUAUCAAUGCAUGCUCAGUAUUACCAUGGGAUGAUAGUUUGACUAGCUUGAGUAUAGGAGGCUUGCUCUCAGAGGUUUCAUUGCUGAAUAAAAUCAAGAGUUCUUCCCAGAAAUCAGAAAGUAAAUCAAACCUACAGCCUAUUGAGUUAGUUUCUGAUAUUAGUGUGGGAGCCUUGCUGUCUGAAGCAUCUUUGCUGGGCAAGAUCAAUGAUUCUGAUGUUAGACCUGGGAAUAACUCAAGCUUUUUGAAAACUAGAUCGAUCUCUGAUACAUGCACUGAGGGCAUCUUGAGCAAUGCAUCCUUUCAAAGCAAGAGUAAUGACCCUGUUUCGAAGACAGAAAAUGAAGCAGGAUUCCAGCUUAUUCAUUUAGAUUCCGAAUUGAGCAUUGGUGGCUUAAUGUCCGAAGCAUCCUUAGCUGCUAAUGCCAGUGAUCCUACUUCCAGCAAAAAUACGUUAGGGAAGUCUACACGAUCAGUUUUUCCAUGGGAUGAUGAUGGCUCAAUAUCCUUGAGCAUAGGAGGUUUGCUAUCUGAGAAUUCCUUGCAAGCGAGAUUAAACGGUUAUGAUUUGAAGUCAAAGCAGAGCUCCAAAAAAUUGCUAUCUGGAUUGCCUACCUUGGGUGCGUCGGUUGCUGCUCAACAUAAUCAACGUUCACCAAUGCAAAAGCAGCUGUUGCAUGAGUCAUUUUCAUCGAUCCUAGAUGGUGAAGAGACUUGCCAUGCCUUUUCUUUCAAGAAAGUUUCAUCAUUGAACAAGGAUUUGAUUACUUCAAAAAGAUAG
Messenger RNA from Oldenlandia corymbosa var. corymbosa, 1596 nucleotides. The record is from the annotation of a GenBank genome assembly. NCBI's taxonomy places the organism in Eukaryota, Viridiplantae, Streptophyta, Magnoliopsida, Gentianales, Rubiaceae.